AUGUACUAUCGUAAGAUUUUCGCAAGUUUUGCACGUUACCAUCUUUUAGCAUUGAUGUACUUGCUACUCUUACAACCCGUACCACGUCUCCCGUGGGUCACGUCCAUCUGUCGGCUGAUCUGGCUCGCUUGGCUCACCAUACCCGGCCACACUAUUUUAUACUCACUGCUCACGGAUUCUUUCGAAAAGCUCGGCCACAUAGUCGGCAGUGUCUUGUUUACCUUUAAAAUGCUCACAAACUUUGUGACCUACGUAGAAUCCAUGUGUAAGGCAAAGCACUACCAGCAGUUGCGGCGUCUGGAAGAUGAAGUGGAUGCAAUGCUACGAAAUCAUAUUGACGUUACGGCGACAUUCGAGCGAAAGAGAUGGCUGAGAGUAUUCUACUGUACGCUCAUACAAAUCACAUAUGAUAUCUUACAGCUUGUUGUAAUCUUCAAGGACUACAUGUCGCCGGUAUUCUACUACUCGAUGCCAAUGCUGUUAAUCGAGCGCGCGCGUUAUGCACAAAUUACGUUCACGAUUGAGCGUCAAAAUGAGCGUUCACUCAGCUUGACUGCACUGCUGCGGGUGCUGGUAAAAGCUAAUCGUCCAAAAAAUAAAUACACAAGUGAUGUGUGGCAACCGUAUGCGUCGUGGGAAUACGAAAACCUGAACUCGGUACGUCUGCUGCAGGGACGCCUCUGUGAGUUGUAUCAAUGUGUGGGCACCUGUUAUGGUUGGUCCAUCAUUGUCUUGCUAUUUACCACAUUCUUCACGGCGGUAGCGAACAUUUUUUGGUGCAUUGAAAUCGUCAGUAGUGAUUUUCGGCUUGGACAAUUCAUGUACGACGCGCUGACCAUGUUGAGAUUAACUACUUUAGCGGUUGUCUUGUUAAUCACUGCCGACAAAGCGCGGCAACAUAAUAUACAAAUAAGCGGUCUCAUCUUCAAGUUGGCAAAACCUAUAGGCAAUAAAACGUACAACGACCUGGUCUCAAAUUUCUCACUGCAAUGUCUACAACAACGAUUGUUCAUAAAUGUAAAGGGAUUUUUCACUUUGAAUCUUCCGUUACUGGGUGAUAGCGUACGUGAAGAGACUGAGCUGGAAGAGGAUGAUUCCAACGAGAUCAGAAAGCGGAAUUUCGAUAUCGAGAAAGAACACUGCGUUGGCCUGAUAACAGUUUACACCAAGCCAGACGAACAUGGCGAUGCGUAG
Zeugodacus cucurbitae (melon fly) is the source of this 1194-nucleotide messenger RNA. Its product is annotated as gustatory receptor 23a-like. NCBI's taxonomy places the organism in Eukaryota, Metazoa, Arthropoda, Insecta, Diptera, Tephritidae. Gene Ontology annotation, cellular component: membrane. The record is from RefSeq and is a predicted model, not a curated record. The transcript is spliced from 3 exons. The coding region runs from base 1 to 1194 and encodes 397 amino acids. Gene Ontology annotation, biological process: sensory perception of taste.